GCGAGCGGAGGAGAGGGGCCGGCGGAGCGCGCAGCGCCCAGGCCCCCGCGCCCGCCCGGCCCGGCCCGCGGCCCCGCGCCGCCUCCGCUCGGACGCGGCGGCAGCCUCACGGCUUGGCCCUCCGGCUUUAGGGUCUCCGUAAGGCCGUUUUCUUUUCUCAUUCGCUCAUCUGCCAGGAAGAGAGACUCGCCGUUGGCGCUUCGGCCUCCAGUUCAUUGAGAAAAACGAGGAAAUAACUCCGCGUGCGCUUCUGGAAAGGGGGGGUCGUCGCCUCCAGCCCUGAACCUCGGAGUGUUAAUCGGCUGGGGACUUGGCUCCGGAUUCUCCUCUCCUUUUUAACUCGCUCCGAUUGCCCCGAAGUUGGACUGAAGCAGAGUUUGGAAAGAAGGGGCAAAAGUUUGCAUCGGGGCUGGAAUUAUUUGCACCUCGCUGGAAGAAGAGAAUCCAACGGAGAGGGGUUGGUGCAAAGCCGCGAUCACGGAAUUCAGAUGUGUUCUAAGCCUGCUGGAGUGACCACACUUCCAAGACCCAAUGGAGGCCAGAGCUCAGAGUGGCAGUGGGUCACAGCCCUUGCUGCAGGCACCCCGUAACAGUGGGAGACAGCGUGGGGAGCCUGACCCUAGAGAAGCCCUCGUCCAGCAGGUACACGUGCUGUCCCUGGAUCAGAUCAGAGCUAUACGAAACACCAAUGAGUACACAGAGGGGCCUACUGUUGUCCCGAGACCUGGCCUCAAGCCUGCUCCUCGCCCCUCUGCUCAGCACAAACACGAGAGACUCCACGGUCUGCCCGAGCACCGCCAGCCUCCCAGGCUGCAACACUCGCAGGUCCAUUCUGCUGCACGAGCACCUCUGUCCAGGUCUAUCAGCACGGUCAGCUCGGGGUCUCGGAGCAGCACGAGGACAAGUACCAGCAGCAGCUCCUCUGAACAGAGACUGUUGGGACCAUCCUUCUCUUCUGGGCCAAUUGCCGAUGGGAUAAUCCGGGUGCAGCCCAAAUCUGAGCUCAAGCCAGGUGAGCUUAAGCCGCUGAGCAAGGAAGAUUUGGGCCUGCAUGCCUACAGGUGUGAGGACUGUGGCAAGUGCAAGUGUAAGGAGUGCACCUACCCGAGGCCUCUGCCGUCAGACUGGAUCUGCGACAAGCAGUGUCUUUGCUCGGCCCAGAACGUGAUUGACUAUGGGACUUGUGUGUGCUGUGUGAAAGGUCUCUUCUAUCACUGUUCUAAUGAUGACGAGGACAACUGUGCUGACAACCCGUGUUCUUGCAGCCAGUCUCACUGUUGUACACGUUGGUCGGCAAUGGGCGUCAUGUCUCUCUUUUUGCCUUGUUUAUGGUGUUACCUUCCAGCCAAGGGUUGCCUUAAGUUGUGCCAGGGGUGUUACGAUCGGGUGAAUAGGCCUGGAUGCCGGUGUAAAAACUCAAACACCGUUUGCUGCAAAGUUCCCACUGUCCCACCCAGGAACUUUGAAAAACCAACAUAGCAUUAUUAAUCAGGAAUAUUACAGUAAUAGGGUUGUUCUUUUUUUUUCUUUCUCUCUUUUUAACACACAUAUGCAACCAACUAAACAGUUAUAAUCUUGGCACUGUUAAUAGAGGGUUGGGAUAUUCUU
Myotis myotis is the source of this 1608-nucleotide messenger RNA. It is a transcript of the gene SPRY2, whose product is annotated as sprouty RTK signaling antagonist 2. The transcript is spliced from 2 exons. The coding region runs from base 532 to 1479 and encodes 315 amino acids. The record is from RefSeq and is a predicted model, not a curated record. Gene Ontology annotation, biological process: negative regulation of fibroblast growth factor receptor signaling pathway; negative regulation of Ras protein signal transduction; negative regulation of MAP kinase activity. Gene Ontology annotation, cellular component: membrane; cytosol. NCBI's taxonomy places the organism in Eukaryota, Metazoa, Chordata, Mammalia, Chiroptera, Vespertilionidae.